Rubroshorea leprosula is the source of this 723-nucleotide messenger RNA. The record is from the annotation of a GenBank genome assembly. Lineage: Eukaryota; Viridiplantae; Streptophyta; Magnoliopsida; Malvales; Dipterocarpaceae.
AUGAAUUAAAAGCUUUCAAGCAAAACCCUAGUGUGUUCCAUCAUUUUCCUUGAGGAAAACCCUAUCAACAACCAAAUAUGCCUUUCCUAGUCCCAGAAAAGAAGUUUUCACGGCCAAAGAAGGUGUUGAAGCACUUGACAUCUAAACUUCAAUCCAAACUACUCUACCUUCAAAAAUCGAUUAAACCAUCCAAUACCAAAACUAUUUCUAAAUCCAUUCCCCGGGAUCAGAGGACUCUGGCACCGGUAUAUAAUCAUCAUGCUAUGAUAGAUAGAGCAAUUUUGCCGGUGAGAGUUGACUCUGAUGAUAGUUCUUCCCAUGACCAUCAGAAACAUUAUUCUGGGAUUGAAAACGAGUGUGUAGAAGAUGAUUCGGACAAUGAUUGUUUUGAUAGGAAGUCUCUACAACUGUAUGGAGUGGACGCCAGGGCUGAGGAGUAUAUCAGCAGAGGUAAAGAGUUUUGGAGGCUUGAAAAGCAGAAAUCUGUGGAAGAGUUCUGGGAUAGGUUAGCUCGCAGUAGUUAGUGAGUUAGGAGAGGAGUUGGCUUUUUUUCCAUCGAUUUCUUUUCUGCUUAUACCAUUGGUUUACCUUGAGACAUUAUUAGGUUGUUCAAGGGAACAUUUACUUGGUUGCAAAGCGUAAAAUGUAUGUUAUAGAGGGCUUUUUUUUUUUUUUUUGCCUUCUAUAGAUCAUGAUCAUGGAAAAUAUAUCUGAAGAAUGAUU